This is a messenger RNA of Zophobas morio, 1181 nucleotides long. RefSeq lists its product as uncharacterized. Lineage: Eukaryota; Metazoa; Arthropoda; Insecta; Coleoptera; Tenebrionidae. Gene Ontology annotation, molecular function: phosphatase activity. The transcript has 4 exons. The coding region runs from base 208 to 1131 and encodes 307 amino acids. The record is from RefSeq and is a predicted model, not a curated record.
CUAUCAACAGAAUUUACAUUGUUCUUAAAAUUAACAACGCUUAAGUGGAUUUCCAUUGUCUAGCAUGUUAACAUGCACAUAUUAUUUUUUUGUAACAGUCGUAACUAAAUCGCAGCCAUAAAAGCUCAAAUCUGAUGAUGUACUGUUGACUCAAACUAAUAAAUAGUUGUCUGCCGCUGCACAUGCACUCUGUUUAGUGUUUACAAGAUGCAAGACUUGACUAAACUCACGAACCAAGAACUUGAAGAGUUCUUCAACUCUUUUGAUAUCAUUUUAUCAGAUAUCGACGGAGUACUCCGAAACGUCCUUCAGCCAAUAUCAGGGUCCGUAAACGCGGUAAAAUUUUUGCAAAAAAUGGGUAAACGAUUCGUCCUUGUAACAAACAACACGUCAAAAUCCAUCGAAACAACAUACCAAGAACUAAAAGUAGCAGGUUUUGAAAUCGAAAAAAGCGAAAUAGUGUCACCCAUAGCACCCAUAGUUGCCUACUUGCAGAAACAGAAUUUGGUUAACAAAAAAGUGUUUGUAAUUGGAAUGGGUGUACUCAAGCAGGCAAUAAAAGACGCUGGAUUUAUUUUGGCACCAUAUGGGCCGGACCGGAUUAAAGAUUCAACAGAGAUGUUUUAUUCUUUGGCCAUUGAAGACGACACCACUGUUGAGGCGGUUAUUUGCGACGUAGAUUUUAACCUGAAUUAUCUAAAUCUGCAGAAAGCAGAAACUUUUUUAAAAAGACCAGAAGUCAUUUUCAUUGGUGGGGCUCCAGAUGUAAAGUUCCCGGUAGGAACAGGUGGGCGGAUUUUGCUAGGGCCGGGAAUUUUUUUGAGGAUUCUGGAAGGAAUGUCCAAACGAACGUCCAUCCACAUGUCAAAACCUAGCCCCUUUUUGAAUGACUAUAUUAUGGAAAAGUAUGGAAUAAAAGAUCGGUCUCGAGCUUUGUUCAUUGGUGACGUAAUUCCGGUAGAUAUGGCGUUCGCUGGUAAUUGUGGCUACAGGAAGUUGCUGGUUUUGAGUGGUUUGGAAAGCAAAAGUUCGUUGGAAAAUUGGGGGUAUGAAGAGAAGUGGAAGCCCGAAUUCUAUGUGGACAGUCUGAAGGAAAUGCACGAAAUGGCGCUACGAGUGUUUGGAAAAUGAAUUUAAAUAAAAUGAGUUUGUAUAAGUCUAUUAAUAAAUAAAAAUGAACA